UGUGUGUGUGGUUGUCUGUCACUGUCUGGUUUUACUCGUAUUGGUUCAAGUUUUUUUCUUUUGUCGCUUGUGUUUUUGUGUUUGUCGAUCAAAUUGUUUCGUUGUCCACACACAUUAUCUUUGUCUUAUUGUUGAUUUGGGCCCUUCAUUCCAAAAAAAAAAUACUAAAUUUAAAAUUGCUAACCACGAACCUAGGGUGCAAAGUAAAUCAAGUUAUAGUCAACUUGAGUGACCACCACCACCAUGAGUGACGAUCGCAUUGAUCCGUAUAGUCAACAACAACAGCAAUCACAACGCUAUAAACGACAAAGAACAGCAUCUGCAACCGAAACAUCAUCAUCAUCAUCAUCAAAUUCCAAUCAAGAAUUACGGGCUGGUUCUGCCGCUGUAUUGACUACUCCUUCCGCAUCAACAUCAUCUGGAUCUCGAACAACACGAACAACCAUGGCAACCAAUAAUCACCAUCAUCAUCACUCUACAACAUCGACAUCAUCAUCAUCCACUAAUGAUAAUGCAGCUACGGCGAGCAAUAAACAAAAUGGGGAUAGCACCAAGGACGGAAAUAGUAAUAAGACAAAGCCGUUAACCAAGGCGCUAAGUACAAGUGCCAAAAGGAUACAGAAGGAGCUUGCCGAAAUAACUCUUGAUCCACCGCCUAAUUGCAGUGCCGGUCCAAAAGGCGAUAAUCUCUAUGAAUGGGUAUCCACCAUUCUUGGACCUCCUGGUUCCGUAUAUGAAGGUGGCGUAUUUUUUCUCGACAUUCAUUUCUCAUCUGAAUAUCCAUUUAAGCCACCAAAAGUGACAUUUCGUACUCGUAUAUAUCAUUGCAAUAUUAAUAGCCAAGGUGUCAUAUGUUUGGACAUAUUGAAGGAUAAUUGGAGUCCAGCAUUGACAAUAUCAAAAGUAUUGCUAUCCAUUUGUUCAUUGCUUACCGAUUGUAAUCCAGCCGAUCCUCUGGUCGGUAACAUCGCCACCCAAUACAUUAACCACCGGGAAGAGCAUGAUCGAAUCGCACGUCUAUGGACAAAACGUUAUGCUACCUAAACAAAGGAAACAUGCACAAUACGAUCUGCCAGUAUACACACACA
This is a messenger RNA of Dermatophagoides farinae (American house dust mite), 1088 nucleotides long. RefSeq names its product ubiquitin conjugating enzyme 2 (gene Ubc2). Lineage: Eukaryota; Metazoa; Arthropoda; Arachnida; Sarcoptiformes; Pyroglyphidae. The record is from RefSeq and is a predicted model, not a curated record.